Pestalotiopsis fici W106-1 is the source of this 1380-nucleotide messenger RNA. RefSeq names its product Cysteine synthase 2. The record is from RefSeq and is a predicted model, not a curated record. Gene Ontology annotation, cellular component: cytoplasm. Gene Ontology annotation, molecular function: cysteine synthase activity. NCBI's taxonomy places the organism in Eukaryota, Fungi, Ascomycota, Sordariomycetes, Amphisphaeriales, Sporocadaceae. Bases 1 to 1380 code for a protein of 459 amino acids. The transcript has a single exon.
AUGUCUUUAAGCUCUCACCCCAAAGCUUACGGCACCGCGGCAGUGGCCGUCGCCUUUGUCGUGGGCGUAUGCGUCACUCUGGGCUUCAAAGACUUUUAUCCGGAACUGGAGAGGCGAUACCAGCAGAGCAAACGACGCACGGCACGCAAGUCCUCGCGCAGGCUCAGCCUAGCUACCGAGGCCGAUACGGCCAGGCGGCGGUCAAGCUUCUUCUGGGGCCCUGUGGAGCUGGAGGACCAUGACGACAAGGCCGACGCCACUCCGCCGCAUCUGCUCCCGCCCACCGCCGGCCCCGUCGUGGGCAUCGAGGGCUGCAUAGGUAAUACGCCGCUGGUGGAGAUCAAGUCGCUCUCGGACGCCACGGGACGUACCAUCAUGGCCAAGGCCGAGUUCCUCAAUGGCGCCGGCAACAGCCCCAAGGACCGGGUGGCCCUGUCCAUGAUCCAGGCAGGCGAGGCCGCAGGCCUGCUGGUUCCGGGCCGUGGCGAUACUAUUUAUGAGGGCACCGUGGGCAGCACAGGCAUCUCGCUGGCGGCGCUAGCCCGGGCCAAGGGCUACAAGGCGCACAUUUGCAUGCCCGACGACCAAGCCAAGGAGAAAUCAGAUCUGUUGCACCACCUCGGCGCCACCGUGGAGCGCGUCCGCGUCGCCCCCAUCACCUCGCCGGACCACUUUGUCAACCUUGCCCGUCGCCGCGCCAAGGAGCAUACCGCAGACCGGAGGGUCGAGAGCAACGGCUUCUUUGCGGACCAGUUUGAGAGUGGGGCCAACUGGCUUGCGCACUUCAAUACUACGGGACCUGAGAUCUACUACCAGACUGGUGGUGAGAUCUCGGCCUUUGUUGCUGGUGCAGGCACGGGUGGGACCAUUUCGGGCGUGACCAAGUACUUGAAGGAGGAAGCCAAGUUGGAUGAUCUUAAAAUUGUACUGGCAGAUCCCCAGGGCAGCGGGCUUUACAACAAGGUAAAGUACGGAGUCAUGUACUCGGCAACGGAAAAGGAAGGUACUCGACGGCGGCAACAAGUCGACACCAUUGUGGAGGGCAUCGGUAUCAACAGAAUCACAAACAACUUCAAUGCGGGCCGAGAUUACAUUACAGAUGCCGUAAAGGUAUCUGAUGAGCAGGCAUGCAAGAUGGCGCGGUGGUUAGUAGAGCACGACGGAAUCUUUGUGGGCAGUAGUAGCUCGGUGAACUGCGUCGCCGCCGUGGCCGCCGCCAUGAAGCUACCCGAAGGGAGCCGAGUAGUGACCGUACUUUGCGAUUCGGGCACAAGACAUUUGAGCAAGUUCUGGAAAAAGGUCGGAGAAUCGGGAUUAGAAGAGCAAGAGGACACAGACGAUCUGUUCGGAUUCUUGGGACUCAGUCCCGCCGGAAAAUGA